AUGGACGCGCGGGCCUCGCAGCUCCUCGAGCCGGUGCGCGUGCCACCCAAGCUCUUGGACCGCGUCGAGAAGGCGCAGAAGCGGCUCCUCAACAAGGACGCGUUUUUCUUCGACUCGAAGCCGUCGGCUGCGAGCCCGAACGCGCGCAAGCACCUGCCGGACGUCGUUCUGCGCAACAAGAUGAUGGCGUUCGAGGCGAAAUGGAAGUGCAAGUCGAAAACGAGUCUGUACUACGACCCGCUCGACACGUCGCUCGACCGCCUCAGCGUCGAGGAGCGCGAUUUGGUCAUGAACCGGAUUCAAACCAAAGUCGAAGAGAUCACCGAGGCGGUCGAGGCCAAGUACCGGCGCAAGCAAGCCGCGCUCGACACGCAGGGCGUCUUUGACCACGACGUCAACGCGCGCCGGGUGCAAACCAUGUGCCUGGUCGAGCUUCAGCGCAAGUGCAACAUCGACCGCAUCAAGGAGGCGGUCCUCGACGAGUUUGAGAUGGAGCGCAACCCACUCGCUGUCAAGGGCAAGCCCCGGCACGCGUCGCUCAACGUCCUCAACGUCUUUCUCAAGAAAGCCGAGAAGGCCGAGAUGGCCGGCCCCAAGAAGCUCCAGCGACUGCUUCGCAAGCCGCGCGACGUCGAGCCCGUCCAGCCGCAAGAGAGCGGGAGCAACCAAGUGGUCGACGCGGCCGAGACCGCCGCCAAGGCACCGCCGGUCGUCAAGCCCGAGCCGUUCAAGCCGCGCGCCGGCGCCGACGAGCUCAACGAGCGCCAAGUGCUCCUGAGCCGGCACGCGCCGGUGGUCGGUAUCAUCAACGCGCUGCGGGCGACCGAGGCUGCGGCGAAGCGUCCGAAGCGGCGCCAACUGCGCGUUGGCGACGACGUGGCCGCCAAGCCCGUGACGGCCACGGACGAGUGGACCGACCGUCCGCGCGUGUUUCAGGCGCUCGGCGCACGCUGCGCCAUGGAGCUGCACCGGCGGAGCGAGAAGGUGCUCUGGGACUUUACCGCGCCGCCGAUCGACUACUCGGAGGUCGUCGCGCACCUCGCGCCGCUCGUCGACGCCUGGCGCCGCCUGCAUCUGGAGGCGCACACGGUGAACAGCGUCGCGUCCGAAGACGACACCAAGCUCGUGCGCCUCACCGAGCGCCGCCGGCGCCAGGACCAAAACUACCACAAGUGCCAAGACGCCAUCAAGGCGCGUCUCCGUCGUGACCACGCGACAUCGGCCGCUGCACUGCCACCGCCACCGACUCCGAACAUCGAGACGGCGCCGGCCGAGCCAGAACGAAAUCCACUGCAACAGUACCGGGCGGCGCUUCUGGCGUCCCGACCGAGCACGAUCCUUGACGUCCGGCUCAACCAGCUCGUGCACCGCAAGCUCGAGCGGAACCCGUCGGCCACGCGGCGGCACCCUGUGGCCAAGGCGACGUCAUCCAAGCCGACUGUGGGCCGUCGCAUCGAGGCGCGGCUGGCCAAGCGGCGCGAAGGCGCGAUGACAUGGGAGUGGCACAUGCCCGAGAACAUGGCCAGCGACAGUACGGCCGAGGAGUUGCCGCCCACGCCGCGCCUCGGAGCGCCUGCUCCUGUGGACGCCAGCGAGUCGACGGUGUCGGCGUCGCCGUCCCGCACCAAGUUGCAGCGCAUGAUGACCAUGACGCAUGCGUCGGACGGCCGCGCGUCGCUCCAAGCCCGCCUCGAGCUCGUGUGGACGCAGUUGGACGUGCCGUACCACCUCAAGCUCGCCAUGAUGGAAAAGUAUGCCAUGCAGGACGAGCCCGAGGUCUUCUCGACCGCGCUCCGCCUCUGGGAAGACGCCGCCGAGGUCGUGAUCUUGCGCGAGCAGAUCCUCACGCUCCUGCGGUCGGUACACCAAGGCUGGCUCCGCAACGAGUUCCAAGAGCACAUGGACCGUCUCGACAUGGAUGCGCUGCACCGCCUCCGCAUUGCCCUGCCUCUCGAGUGGUCACCCAUCGUGUUCGAGACCUGGGCACAAGCGGCACUGCCGCUCAUCACGGAAGAGUGCCACGCACGGGCCGACCAGUUGCACCUCGAGACGGCCGACGAGCUCACGUUCCAAGGCCAUGCGUACCGUCCGGCGCUAUAG
Molecule: messenger RNA, 2100 nt
Organism: Saprolegnia diclina VS20
Lineage: Eukaryota; Oomycota; Saprolegniomycetes; Saprolegniales; Saprolegniaceae
Exons: 12
Coding region: 1-2100 (699 amino acids)
Source: RefSeq, a predicted model, not a curated record